AUGCGAGGGGCAUACUCUCUCGGCGCCUUUGCCAGUCUCAUCGCGGUAGCUUCGGCUGCCUGCCCAAUGCUGACUGGCGAAAUCCCAGCAGGCAGCAUUGCAAACCCUCAUCACCUUGGAAGCCGCGCUGACUCGAAUGCUUCCGACGAAACAGAAGCCUUUCUGUCCGAAUUCUACCUUAAUGACAACAACAGCUUCCUCACUACCGAUGUGGGCGGCCCGAUAGAAGACCAAAACAGUCUCAAGGCCGGCAUUCGCGGAUCAACGCUCUUGGAGGAUUUCAUCUUUCGCCAGAAGAUUCAGCGCUUUGAUCACGAGCGUGUGCCCGAACGCGCUGUGCAUGCUCGAGGUGCUGGUGCUCAUGGUGUAUUCACAUCGUAUGCUGAUUGGUCCAACAUCACCGCUGCUUCAUUCCUAGGAGCUGCCGGAAAGGAAACGCCCACCUUUGUACGCUUCUCGACUGUUGCCGGCAGUCGUGGUAGUGCCGAUACCGCUCGUGAUGUUCACGGCUUUGCUACCCGCUUCUAUACUGACGAAGGCAACUACGAUAUCGUUGGAAACAACAUUCCCGUCUUCUUCAUCCAAGACGCUAUUCAGUUCCCUGACCUCAUUCAUGCAGUCAAGCCACAGCCAGCCAGUGAAAUCCCACAGGCCGCUACUGCCCACGACACUGCUUAUGAUUUCUUCGGCCAGCAGCCUAGUACCUUGCAUACCCUCUUCUGGGCAAUGGCAGGUCAUGGUAUCCCGCGGUCUUUCCGCCAUGUUGACGGAUUCGGCGUUCACGCUUACCGAUUUGUGACUGACGACGGCUCUUCAAAGCUAGUCAAAUUCCACUGGAAGUCCUUACAGGGUCGUGCAAGCUUAGUCUGGGAAGAAGCUCAAGCCACUGCUGGCAAGAAUGCUGAUUUCAUGAGGCAAGAUCUGUUUGACAAUAUUGCAGCUGGCCGGUACCCAGAAUGGGAGCUCGGCGUGCAACUUAUCGAGGAACCAGACCAGCUCAGCUACGGAUUUGAUCUGCUUGAUCCCACCAAGAUACUCCCAGUUGAACAAGUUCCAAUCACCCCGCUCGGAAAAAUGCAACUCAACCGUAACCCGCUAAACUACUUUGCUGAGACCGAGCAAGUAAUGUUCCAACCUGGUCACAUUGUUCGUGGCAUUGAUUUCACAGAGGACCCUCUUCUCCAAGGCCGUCUAUUUUCUUACCUCGACACUCAGCUUAAUCGCAACGGUGGCCCCAACUUUGAGCAGAUUCCGAUCAACCGUCCUCGUGUUCCUAUCCACAAUAACAACCGAGACGGUUUUGGCCAGAUGUUUAUUCCACUCAACGAUGCGGCAUACUCGCCAAACACCCUAAGCGAUGGCAACCCUAAGCAGGCAAAUGAGACUGUUGGAAAUGGUUUCUUUACUACUCCAGGACGCACUGCCAAUGGAAACCUCGUCCGCGCCAAAAGCCCAACGUUUGCGGAUGUGUGGUCCCAACCUGGCCUCUUUUACAACUCCUUGACAGCCACCGAACAACAGUUUGUCAUCAAUGCUCUGCGGUUCGAGCUAGCCAAUGUAGCAAGUGAGACUGUGAAGAAUAACUUCAUCACCCAGAUCAAUCGCGUAAACAACACCUUGGCAACACUUGUAGCCACUGCAAUUGGUGUCAAUGCUCCUGAACCCGACCCGACUUACUACCACCACAACAAGACGUCUGAUGUGGGAACAUUCGGUACUCCUCUGAAGAAGAUUGAUGGUCUCAAGGUCGGAGUCCUUGCUUCUGUCAACGAUGAAAACAGUAUUUCCGAGGGACAGUCUCUAGCACGAAGCUUGGCGGAUUUGAAUGUGGACGUCGUUAUUGUCGCUGAACGACUUGCUGGUAAUGUCUCAGCUACAUACUCCGCAUCUGACGCUAUCAACUUCGAUGCUGUUAUUGUCACUUCAGGGGCUAAGGGUCUCUUUGGACCUCAAACCUUCACCGCCGUAUCCAACACCACUCUUUAUCCCGUGGGCCGUCCCACGCAGAUUUUGGUCGACGCUUUCCGCUACGGCAAGCCGGUUGGAGCAGUGGGUAGUGCAAGCGAAGCGCUGACUGUUUCGGACAUUGAUACUGACCGCAGUGGUGUGAUUACUGGUGAUUUGAACGACGAGUUUGUGAAGCAACUGUCGGAGGACCUUGCAACAUUCAAGUUCUUGGACCGCUUCACCGUCGACGAGUAGACGUUUCCACGAUUAACACGAGUAACUUGUUUAGUGAUGGCUGCACAGUCGAUUAUUUUGUAUCUUUUAAGUCUUCUUCAAGACUAAUUAUCCUAGUCGGAUUAGCAUACUGGCUACUAGUAUGGCCUGGAAUAUACAUACGUUAACGAUACG
Messenger RNA from Talaromyces stipitatus ATCC 10500, 2355 nucleotides. Its product is annotated as mycelial catalase Cat1. The record is from RefSeq and is a predicted model, not a curated record. The transcript is spliced from 5 exons. Gene Ontology annotation, cellular component: cytosol. The coding region runs from base 1 to 2202 and encodes 733 amino acids. NCBI's taxonomy places the organism in Eukaryota, Fungi, Ascomycota, Eurotiomycetes, Eurotiales, Trichocomaceae. Gene Ontology annotation, molecular function: catalase activity; heme binding. Gene Ontology annotation, biological process: response to oxidative stress; hydrogen peroxide catabolic process.